AUGUUCAAGUCAUUCUUUCUGGCGGCUGCCUCUUGCGGCCUUGCUUUUGCAGUCACUUGUGACGACCUGGUUGGUUCUCUAUCUUUCGAGGGUGUCGACGCAUCUGUGGCAUCCUGCAGCUAUCACACCGCUGGAGAGACCCUCAAAAUCAAUGGCGAUCAAAGUGUGUGCUUUUCUGAGAUCCAGACAGAAAUCGAUAUGUGCAGAGUCGUUCUGACUGUCGCCACUAGCCCUACUUCUCACAACUAUGUAGAGGUCUGGCUCCCUUCAGGAAACAACCCAUGGAACGGCAGACUCUUGCACACAUACAACGGUGGUUUGGCUGGAUGCGUGGAGUACAAGGACAUGAAGUACAUGAGCUCUCUGUCUUUCGCAACUAUUGGAGACAAUGGAGGUCACAACUCAACAACUGCCGAUGGAUCAAAGUUGCUUAACAACAACGAAGCAGUGAUCGACCUCUCGUACCGUUCAAGACAUCUUGCAGUUGUAGCUGCGAAGCAGGUCAUCAAGAAGUACUACAACCAACCGGCUAGCUACUCUUACUACGUUGGCUGCAGCACUGGUGGUCGUCAAGGCUUAAAGUCAGCUCAAGAAUUCCCUGACGACUUCGAUGGCAUUCUUGCUGGUUCUGCUGCUGCCGACUUCAACCACCUCUCCGACUGGACUUCCAGAUUCUUGUUAAUCACUGGAUUUGGCAAAGAUGCCAGAGCUCUUUCCCGCGAGCAGUGGGUCUACGUUCACGAGGAAAUUCUUAGACAGUGCGAUGAGCCAUUAGAUGGUGUCGCCGACGGCAUCAUCGAAGAUCCAACCAUCUGCGAAUUUGACUCCACAACGUUGCGUUGCGGUACCAGCUCAGACUCUCGCUGUCUUACUCAGACUCAAGUCCAGACUGUGAAUGAUGUUUACUCUGAACUCUACGAUCAAGAUGGAAACCUACUCUACCCGUCUCUGUCAUUCGGAGCCGAACUGGUUGCCUCUCAGCAAGGCCUGUUCACUGGCAGCGUGGUGGGCAAUGCUGCAAACUGGAUUGCCAAUGCGGUAUACAACAACAGCAACUGGGACCCCACAACUCUGAGCCAAGAGACCUACACCAAGGCCGACGAGACCGAUGUCCUGCACGGAAACAUCUCAACCUGGAACGGCGAUCUCAGCUCCUUCCGUGAGGCUGGCGGCAAACUAAUGAUGUAUCACGGUCUUGCUGACCCUAACAUUGCCGGCGAAAACUCUCAACGCUACUAUCUUCACGUUGCCAGAACCAUGGGCGCUACUGAUGAAGAACUCGACGAAUUCUUCCGCUUCUUCCGUAUCUCAGGAGGUGACCACUGCAGCUCUGGAGGCGCUGGCGCAUGGGAGUUUGGUCAAAUCGCUGCUGGUAGAAAUGGUCGCCAUAGUGCGAUUGACCAAUUGAUGGCUUGGACAGAAAACGGCACUGCCCCUGAGACCAUCACAGGUACUAAAUUCGUCAACGACGACCCCAGUCAGGGCGUUGCCUUUGAACGCAGUCACUGCAAGUUCCCUUACCGCACUACCUACAAAGGACCCGACUUUGACCCCAAUGUUACUACCAGCUGGACCUGCGAGAAGAUCAAGAACUGGCAGGAGUGUGGUCCUGGUGCAGUUCCCAGACUGUGCUAG
This is a messenger RNA of Aureobasidium musti, 1635 nucleotides long. The record is from the annotation of a GenBank genome assembly. NCBI's taxonomy places the organism in Eukaryota, Fungi, Ascomycota, Dothideomycetes, Dothideales, Saccotheciaceae.